Molecule: messenger RNA, 5127 nt
Organism: Eleginops maclovinus (Patagonian blennie)
Lineage: Eukaryota; Metazoa; Chordata; Actinopteri; Perciformes; Eleginopidae
Gene: phc2b
Product: polyhomeotic homolog 2b (Drosophila)
Exons: 15
Coding region: 184-2916 (910 amino acids)
Biological process (GO): negative regulation of DNA-templated transcription
Cellular component (GO): PRC1 complex; nucleus
Molecular function (GO): histone binding; zinc ion binding; chromatin binding
Source: RefSeq, a predicted model, not a curated record
GUUGUACUGUUCCACCCGUGCUGCCGCUGGUCUGCUCUAAGCCACGGUCCAGAAAUGGUGUAGUAUUUCAGGAAAAAACAGCCAGGAAUAAGGGCCAGAAAGAGGAGAAAAUAUUUACGGUAACGGCACAGGAGAGCCAUUCAGAAGAGCCGGGGUUCAAAGGUGAGAAGAGCAGAGGGCACCAUGGAGAGUGAGCCGGGGGCCCCCGCCCCCACGGCCAACAGCACAGGGACCGUCACCACCACCACCUCCACCACCACCUCCUCCAGCACCACAGCUGCCAGCAGCAGUAGUACCUCUAACACUACUGCUACUGCUUCUACCGCUCCCUCCAGCAGCAUCAGCAGCAGUAACACCAGCAGUAGUGCCAGCAGUAGUACAGCAGCAGGGAGGCCAGCGGUGCCUCAGAUAUCUGUUUACAGCGGCAUACCCGACCGGCAAACGGUGCAGGUGUUCCAGCAGGCGCUGCACAGACAGCCGAACACAGCAGCUCAGUACCUGCAGCAGAUGUACGCGGCUCAGCAGCAGCAUCUGAUGUUACAGACCGCUGCCCUCCAGCAGCAGCACAACCUCAGCACCGCCCAGCUGCAGAGCCUGGCUGCUGUCCAGCAGGCCAAUAUCGCUGCUGGCCGGCAAAGCUCUUCACAGAACGGCACUUCAUCCCAGCAAACAGGAACAACUCAAGCGACGAUCAACCUGACCACCUCCCCGGCAGCUGCACAGCUCAUCAGCAGGGCCCAGAGCAUCAGCUCCACCCCCACCAGUAUUUCCCAGCAGGCUGUUCUGUUGGGCAGCCCAUCCAGCCCCACGCUCACAGCCAGCCAGGCACAGAUGUACCUGCGCGCACAGAUGGCCCAGCAGAAUAACCUGGUGCAGGUGGCCCGGAGUCUGGGCCGGGCGGUUCCUCUGUCCCCGCAGCUCAUCUUCACUCCAACCGCCACAGUGACGGCUGUCCAGUCAGAGAGCUCCUCGCAGGCUUCCUCACAGAAUCAGGUCCAGAAUCUAGCCAUCCGUGGCCAGCAGGGGGCGACCACGUCCUCCUCUCACACUCAGACCCUGCAGGCUCUCAGUCUUAAGCAGAGCCCUGUUCCCAUCCAGCCUGCCAAUCUGAAGAAUCCCGGCCAAGCUUUGCAGGCCUCCACUGCAGCAAAGGCCGGCUCCUCUGACAGUUCAUCUGAAGCCGGGAAGAAGGGGGACCACUCAGAACCCCGAGCCAUCAACAUGAGCCGCAACGUCACGGCUAUCAGCGCUCAGCCUCUGCUGGCUCCAGCAUACACGCAUAUCCAGCCCCACUCCCUGGUCCAGCAGCACAAGCAGCAGCAGCAGCAGCAGCAGCAGCAGUUUGUGGUCCAUCAGACUCAAGCCUCCCAGAGGGCCGCGGGACAGCUGCUGCAAACGGCCUCUAUUCAACCGUCUCAGCACCCCAUCCCUGUGCUGCCCAAACCUGCUCCACACCAGCCCUCCAUGCCCAGCCAGCAGGCCACCAUCUUCCACUCCACCAUCAGCCCCCACGCCCUCCACUCCUCUCUGAACCAUGCCAAAGCUCAGCCCGUCCAGCUCACUGCCAUCAACCUGCAAAUACAUCCAACAGCCUCUCGAAUGCUUCAGGACAAUAAAGAUAAACCGACCUCACUUGUGGUCAGAGAGAUGUGUCCACCCCCUGCCACACAGCAGCUGCAGCAGCAGCAGCAGCAGCAGCAGCAGCAGCAGCAGCAGCAGCAGCAGCAGCAGCAACAGCAGCAGCAGCAGCAACAGCAGCAGCAACAGCAGCAGCAGCAGCAGCAGCAGCAGCCUCCACCCGCUCCAUCUCAACCCACCAAGCCUGUCGAGCUGCCCAAAGUCGACCCACCCACACCAGCUGUCCAGCCACAAGCAGGCGGGGGCUCAACCAAGAGGCCGAGUGCUGCUCCACCUGGGACCCCACCUCCAGCCAUGACCUCAGGAAAUGAGAGCGAAGCGCCCACCGUGGCCGGCAGCACGCCGCAGAACGGCGAGAACAAACCGCCACAGGCCAUCGUCAAGCCGCAGGUCCUCACGCACGUCAUCGAAGGCUUUGUCAUCCAGGAGGGGGCCGAGCCAUUCCCCGUGUGUGUGGAGCGUCUGCCCAUUCUCAUAGACAGCCCGAAGAAGCUGGACCAUCAGCUCUCCUCAGACCCAGACAAGACCCCCGUCAGCAACACAGCAAACAGCGACUCGGAGCUCGAGGACAUGAACACAUCGGAAAAAGAACAGGAGCCCAAGCUGACGUGUGAAUAUUGCGGUUGGGUCGACUUCGCCUACACAUUCAAAGGCUCUAAAAGAUUCUGCUCCGUGGUUUGUGCAAAGAGGUACAACGUAGGCUGCACGAAGCGGAUAGGCCUUUUCCGUCCAGAGAGGAGUAAACCGACCAGUCGCUGGCGAAGAAGAUCUCAGGGCCGCGGCAUUGUAGAGGCGAAGAAGCAGAAGCUGUCCCCCUCCCCGCAGCAGACUCAGGGUGGCUCUGUUUCCUCGCCCCAUCCCUCGCAGCCCAGUCAGGAGGAGUCCAGCCCGUGUUCGGACAUGUCCAGCUACGAGGAGCCACCAUCUCCGCUCUCUGCAGCCAGCUCGGGGCCCCUGCCUCCCCCCCCGGCCCCGGCUCAGGUCCCCGUACACCGGCACCCGAGCAGGGCCUCGGAACAGGAGGUCUGUGCUGUCAGAGACUCGCCUUCACUCUGCUUCAUACCCAACGACCCCACCAAGUGGAACGUGGAACAAGUUUACGAGUUCAUCCGGUCACUGCCAGGCUGUCAGGAGAUCGCAGACGAGUUUCGCUCUCAGGAGAUUGACGGCCAGGCCAUGCUUCUGUUGAAGGAGGACCACCUCAUGAGCGCCAUGAACAUUAAACUGGGACCUGCACUCAAGAUCUUCGCACGCAUCAAUAUGCUCAAAGACUCUUAGCACGUGCAUUGAUCUUGAUGCAUCUUUUUGCAUUGUGUGCGUGUUUGUGUGAAAGAAGAGCGUAAAACAGGUAAACGGUGUCCUCAUAGCACUGACAACACGGACUGACUGCUGCACUAUGACCCCAUCACUACUGAAGCACCUCAAGCAAUAAAAGCCUGUGUUUUCAUGCACUCUGUCACUUCUGUGCUUUAAUCCAAUGAUUCUCACAUUGAAUGAGUGGAUAUCUGAUCUGGAUAAGGAACAAAGCAUGCAAAGGUGUCAGAGUACAUGCAUGCAGAACAUAUCGCAUUCAGGCUGCUAUAUGACUCACCAGACCUGGGGGGGUAUACUACGAAGCUAGUUCAACAGAGCCAGGGUUUCUUUUAGUUAGCUGGCUCCAUAAAACUAAAACACAGGGGAGUUUUGCGUAUCAUUUAACUCAUGAACCGCAUGAAUCGCCGUCUAAUUUCUGCCUUCAUAGGAAUUUUUAAAAAAUGAAUCACUGCAUAAGGCAACCUGAUGCUGAAAAAAGCGGGGAAUAUUGUAAAAGAUGUAUUUAUCGUGUCAUUUCAUGCUUUAUGUAUUUAAUUUACCUCUCGAUGCAAUCUGUGCCUCCCUUUAUGUCUGAUUUAACAACUGCGCAUUCUGCAGCUCCAAAGCAUGAGAAUUGUUUCCGCUCUGUGAUGACUAUAAAGGAACGCUAUUUAAGAACUAGUUAAAGAACAGCGGUUUUGGCUGAGUUCAAACCUAAAUGCUGAACAUAACCUAGCUAGGUUAAAAGAGAGCCAGCUUUUGCAUUAGGCUCAACAUACCUCGCUAACCCUCUAACCUUGCUUUGCAGUUUACCCCUCUGAUCUGGGUGUGGCCCUGCUUACAUGGUUUUCAGAUCUCAGCCAGGUGAAAUGCUUAAUAAUUGAGCAUUUAAAGCUCUUAUAAGGGAGUAAUGGUGGAGGGAAACGUAUCAUAGAAACGUGCGGAUUCGAGAUGCGACUUACACCUCUAACCCCAUAGUGCGCCCCGGUUAAACUGCAUAAUUGAAUGCAAAUCAAGACGUUGCAAGUUGAAAAAAGCACCUAACCAAGCUGCCACUCAGAAAGCUACAAAAACAUAAGUCAUUUUGUUUCACCGUUUGCAAUAACAGGUUUCUGAUUAAUACAGAGUGUGGAUUUAAAGGUAAUUUAUUAAAUGUCAUCAUCAAGAUAACACAUCUAAAUACAGACUCUUUGGAUUAUAGCAGGUGUAAACAGUCUCAGAUUUGGCCAGAGAAAGAAGUAAGUAAGAAGUAAAAACACAAAUGAAAACUCUUGAAAGGAAGGAGCCUGCCAAAGUGCACUACAUGCUCAGUGGGGUCUGGUUGGGGUCAUACUGCAGCACAGUCGUUGCUGAAUUAGGGCAUUAAUACAAACAUGAGUGAAUUCUGAAUUAAUUAAUAUUAUUAUUAUAUCAUUAGAGAUGUUUUUGUACAGUUUUGUUAGUGUGUGAAUGAAAGAGAGCCAUUUCUCUUUGUAUGUGUGGCAGGGAACAGAAGAUUGCAUUCAUUAAAAUGUUCUCAUUUUUAUUCAGCAGAUGCUCCUUUGCCUUUUCUCACAAUAAGACCCUCACUGCUCUGGAAUACAAAGCUUGAAUGCAGAGAAACCGUUUACGCAGUUUCUUUUGUGACAUCGAUUUUCCUUUCAUGAGAAACUCGCCGGUUUUUCCCCUGUAGAUUUUAAACUGCUUACAAAUCAUUUCUCACCGCUUUCUCAAAAUGAUUCACUAAAAUAAGACAUUGAUUUCUUGUCUCAGUUUCAUAGGAGGACACUAAGUUAUCUGAGGAACAAUUGAGGUGUGCUGCUCUCCUCACAAAACCCAACUUUUGGCACUUAUUUUCCUUUUUGUCUGCUUUAAUGUUUGAGACACUUCACCUGAAGUGAGGGCCGCAGUUGUGCAGAAAAGCAAACCCAUGUAUUUGUACAUAGAAGCUUGAACUACAUGUGAAACUGUCAUUUUUAAGUUAUCCUUGUUAUUUUAAAACAGAAAUGUAAUUAGUUUCAAUAUUUUUGAAAUAUGCAAAUGUAUAAAUAUCACGGCCUGGGAGUUGUUUUUUCCCCCAAUAUGUUCAAAUCUAUUUGUGUUUUGUCGCUGUGAUGGAAGGUCAACAUUUAUAGGUGAGGCUUUGUCAAAUGCUUGUAUUUAUCAAAACAGUUUGUUACGAAACAUUUUGCAAAUAUAAAUAAUUUGCAAUACAAA